Messenger RNA from Blastomyces dermatitidis ER-3, 6519 nucleotides. RefSeq names its product serine hydroxymethyltransferase, mitochondrial. Gene Ontology annotation, molecular function: zinc ion binding; glycine hydroxymethyltransferase activity; serine binding. NCBI's taxonomy places the organism in Eukaryota, Fungi, Ascomycota, Eurotiomycetes, Onygenales, Ajellomycetaceae. The coding region runs from base 362 to 1957 and encodes 531 amino acids. The transcript is spliced from 6 exons. The record is from RefSeq and is a predicted model, not a curated record. Gene Ontology annotation, biological process: L-serine catabolic process; folic acid metabolic process; tetrahydrofolate interconversion. Gene Ontology annotation, cellular component: cytoplasm.
AAGAGGAAGAGGAAGAGGAAGAGAGGAAAGAUGAGGAGAAGAGUCAAGCGCGGGGAGAAAAACGCCAAGAGAUCGGAUAUGGAUAAACUAUUUCCCGCCAAACUCCCCAAAAGGGUAAAUAAAUAGCCAACAGCGGAAUAGCCUAAAUUAACCGCCCCUAUCGGCCGACGACAUCACGUGUCCCCGGAUGUCGUCUGCUCGCCGGAGGUCAGCGUCGGGGGAGGGAGGACUCAACCACACACAAUGACAACAACUUCUGCAGCGUUAUUCUUCCAUUGAUCUUGCUCGUGCUGUAGCUGAGCUACUUACGCAGGGUCCAAUUCCUCCAAUUGUUGCCCGCUGCUGAUCUGUCUUGGUUACAAUGCCGCUCCAUAUCUAUACCAGACGAGCUGCCGGCCUGCUUCCUCUCGCGGGAAGCUCCGCUGCAAGAGCUCAGUUCGCCCGCUCGAGUCAUCCUGCCAGAUUGCUCCCAAUUUUUUGCCGUGGUGUUUCCUCUACUCAUUCUGAUGAACAUCAAAAGAUCUUAUCGGAGAACCUUAAAGAGGCGGACCCCACCGUCUACAACAUCCUCCAGCAGGAGAAAAACCGACAGAAGCAUUUUAUCAAUUUGAUCCCGUCAGAAAACUUCACGUCGCAAGCUGUUCUCGAUGCCUUGGGAAGCGUCAUGCAGAAUAAAUAUUCGGAAGGAUAUCCUGGUGCACGGUAUUAUGGUGGUAACCAAUUUAUUGAUCAGGCUGAGAGAUUGUGCCAGCAGCGGGCUCUGAAGGCGUUCGGUCUCAAGGAGGAGGAAUGGGGGGUCAACGUGCAACCACUCUCUGGUUCUCCUGCGAACCUGUACGCGUACUCCGCGCUGCUUAAUGUCCACGAUCGUAUCAUGGGUUUGGAUCUUCCCCAUGGAGGCCAUCUUUCCCACGGGUAUCAAACACCAACAAAGAAAAUUUCCGCUAUAUCUAAAUAUUUCGAAACACUCCCGUACAGAUUAGAUGAAUCCACUGGCCUCAUCGACUAUGACAAACUGGAAGACAUGGCCCAGCUCUAUCGACCAAAGCUCAUCGUCGCUGGUACCUCCGCAUACAGCAGGCUCAUCGAUUACCCGCGCAUGCGCAAGAUUUCUGAUAGCGUCGGAGCCUACCUGCUCAGUGAUAUGGCCCAUAUUUCCGGAUUAGUUGCUGCUGGAGUUGUACCCUCCCCAUUUACACAUUCUGACGUCGUUACAACCACCACACAUAAAUCCCUCCGAGGACCCCGUGGCGCUAUGAUUUUCUUCCGCAAGGGAGUCCGCCACACAGACGCCAAGGGCAACCCAGUCAUGUAUGACCUGGAAAACCCUAUCAAUGCAUCUGUAUUCCCUGGUCACCAGGGCGGACCCCACAACCACACCAUUACCGCGCUCGCCGUUGCCUUGCAGCAGGCCACAACCGACGAAUUCAAAACAUACCAACAGACUGUGCUUGAGAACGCUAAGGCGUUGGCUGACAGGCUCGGAAAGCCCACCAACAGCGGCGGACUGGGCUACAACAUCGUUUCCGGCGGCACAGACAACCAUCUCGUGCUCGUAGAUCUGAAGAACCGCGGCGUAGACGGCGCGCGCGUUGAGCGUGUGCUUGAGCUAUGUGGCGUGGCAAGUAACAAGAACACCGUUCCCGGUGAUAAAUCUGCCAUGAAACCCGGCGGUAUCCGAAUUGGGACGCCGGCGAUGACAUCGCGCGGCUUCGGCCCAGAGGACUUUGUCCGUGUGGCGGAUAUCGUCGAUCGCGCUGUGACGAUUACGCAGAAGCUCGAUAAAUCUGCCAAGGCGGAUGCGGAGGCGAAGAAGAGGAAGAACCCUGCUAGCGUGAAGGCGUUCUUGGAGUAUCUUGGUGAAGGCGAGGAGAUCCCUGAGAUUAUGAUGUUGAGACAGGAGGUUGAGGACUGGGUGGGCACGUUCAGUCUGCCGUGGGCGGAUGAGGAGAGCUAAAUUUAAUUUUUUAUGUACUCUGUGAAUGUCCAUGUAUAUAUAUGUGUGUGAUAUAUAUACAUGUACCUUGAUAUAUAUGACUGUGCGUGCGUUUGUGUAUGAAAAGGGGAUGAUAUAACAGAGAAAUGCCUCAACGCUUAACUCAUCCCCCCUUCCCCCUGUUUUCGCAUUCCGCCCCCCUCUCUUCUUCACCUUGCACCCCCUCCUGCUGGGUUUUGCUUCUUAACGAUAUGAAUUUGUUUGAUUCUCUAUUAGCGGCGUUCUUAGCCAUUUUUUAAAAGGUAUGUCCUUUACUUCACAAUUCCCCAAAAUUCAAUGCGCUAUUUUCGCUACCCUCAUGCACUCACACAAUUUAACAAAAAUUACCCAUCAUCACCCUCAUCCACAUUGGAAUGGCAAAAGGUUAUAAAUGGAAAUAUACUGCUUAAUCUUCGGGGUAUAAUUAUAACUUCUUUCCCCUUUACGAGGGGGGUUAUCAACUAAUAUAUAUGGUAGAUAUAAAUGCCAAACUCCGCUUCCAAAUAAACUCCGAUUCUUCCGAGCAAUAUAAAAUAAACCAUCCGUUGACGGAGUAUCCGAUGUUGGAUGGAAUGUGUAAUGUUGAAAAGAGCAUGUAAGGGGGUUAAGCCUACCAGCAGUUGUAGUAGCACAACGCUUCCUGAUAUCUGGUUGAAAUUAUAGAGGCUACACCAUAUGUCACUUGCAAAGGGUCUGGCUUCCGUUCCAAAUAAAAUAAUGACGUCCUUCUUCACCUUGGCCAGACUAAAUAACUGGAUUAGUCUUCAUCCUAUCCCAUCAUCCAGGAGCCUCAAGAAAGAAAACGAGGAUAGAAUAAAUAAGAAAACACGAGACUUACAAAACGUAGUCCGCUCCUCAUUCCUCUUCGAGACAACCACUUCAUCCCCAACGCCAAUGUACAACCCAUCAGAACCCUUAUCAAUAAACCCAUACCGCCCAAAGAUAGGACUAUAUUUAUUCCCCUGAUCAACCCUGCGAUCCCUCAUCAAUUUCUUAAGCAUGGUCCCCGAUUCGCCGCUGCCCGGCGCACCCGUGUCAUAGUCGACAUUAAUACUUACGCACCGCGCACAGUUCGCCGUGAGGAUGAACCUGAUAUCGUCCUUGACCAUGACCUCCCCCCAAAAGUCCUCCUCGUACGCCUCCGGGGCGCCGGAGAGGACUAUGUUUGGGCGGAAUUUAGUCACGUCCAUCGUCUCGCCCUCGGGGAGCCGGCUGGAUACAUCCCCGAAUGAGGUCUCGGAGACCACCAGGUACGCCGCCAUGUCUGCGAAGGUGAUCCAUUCGUCGUCGCCGGCAUCGUCAUUAUUUUCCUUUGCUGAGGAGGGAGUGCCAGUGCCAGUGUCAUUUCCGAAAUUCGGCAGAGACUGGGUGAUUCCUGUUAACCAGCCACCGGAGCCCCGAUUGCUGGAUGCAGAUUGGGAUUCGGCUGCUGCCCUCUUCUCCUUCACCUUCUUCGCUGCAGCGUUGGGCGGGAUAUCGCCCAGCACCGGCCUCCGGUUCCCGCCCAGAUAAGCCAAUACAACCUCGAACCCAAAACACUCAGAGAACCAGUCUGAAUAUUCCCGGCCCAUGUCGUACGCCCGAGUCUUACUGUUAUACAUAUCGACCUCCAGAAACCUCAGGCCCACAAGGUCCGUCGGCUCAAGCGGGAUUUCCAGUUCCCUAACAACAUCCCGAUCCGGAUGUCCGAUCGGUGCCUGAUAUCUAACCAGGACCUUGCCUUCCUCUGCGACGACGCCUUCAGCAGACUUGCUCCCGGGGAAUAUGACGUCUGUGGUGAACAGGGCCAUUUGCUGGAUGUGGCAGACCUGCAUGUUUUUCAGGCUUCUGUCGGGCUGGACUUUGAGCAGCAUGAAAUGGCGGUCGUAGGCGAGGCCAUGGCGGGUGAUGCGACACUGGGAGAGGGCGGUGGGACGGAGGGAUUUUAUGGGGUAGAUGUAGAGCUGUUGGGAGGGUUAGAUGUAUUUAUAUGUAUACAUAUACAUAUACAUAUAUGUUGGUUUGUGGCAGUUAUGUAUAGGGAUCGGGAUAGUCGAUAGUCUGCUUUUUUGAUAUAUAUACAUAAUGAAUACUGGCUGCAUCUGGGGUGCAGGAAUAUAUUCAGGGAUUGGCAUUUUGUCACAAAAUGUAGAUGUAAAUAUUAUCCCCUAAUAUUCCCCCCCCCCAGCAGAGUAGAACUAGAAACUUUUCUUUUUUUCCAAAAAGAAUUGACAUACCUGGGUUAUCUUCAUGCCCGCAAUCUUAUCAAAAUCUGGCUCUGUAUAUCUUAAAUCUCGAAAGUAGUUUCUUGAACAAAGGAAAGGGCUUCAACAUGCCUUUCCAGAGCGGGGGCUAAAUAAUUGCUAAGUACUCCACGCCCUACCAUCAACAUAAAUAUUGAUCCGUAGUUUGUUGGCACCAGGAACAGGAGAGCGGGGUAAAGCCUCCUCCUGUAGCGGGGAGAUUUUGUGGAUGGAUGGAUAGUAUUCCACUUGUUGAUUAUUCUAAUCUGCAUCCUUCACGCCCCGAUCAACCCUUGAACAAUCCCAACCGCCCUCAGAUACCUAUUCCGCUCCGCCUCGUCAACAACGCCUCUCUCCCGUUCCCCCUCACUCGAAGCCACAAGACGAAAUAUCAGCGCCCGCACUAGCAUCUGCGAUCGAUAUUUAUCUACACCGACCAGCCUAACCAGUUCAUCGCCAGCAUCAUACCAUAACAGCCCGUCGGCAACGAUGACCGCCUCCGCAAAUUCCACAGGUCGGAAGUAGAGCGAGAAAUCAAUGAUGCCAGGAACAUGUUCCUCCUGUUCCUCAUGUUCGUCUUCUUGGUCGUCCCCACGCUCAUCAUUUCUAGCCGAACAUUUUCUCUCGUGAUUCGUAAAAAGCACAUUCCCAGCCAAGUCUCCAUGGAUAAGCUGCGACACGCCCAUCUCGACGGGUUCGCGCAGGGAUAAAAGUUGACGGAAAAUAUCUCGAUAAGUCUCUCCCACAAUACCAGUUUCACCAGCGCUAUGGGCGCGGGCAUCAAUGUCAAUAUCAUUACCAAUAUCGAUAUCAGCACUCUUUUCCCCCUCCUCCAUUUCCCACGCUAUCCGAUCCCCCUUCGCCCACCUAUCUUUCCGCUGGCGUAUGAAAAGCAGGAAAGGCACCAGUUCGCCCAAACGCCCUUCCCUACCAUAUAACUCCCGCAGAUCCUUAUGUAAGGCUCUCGAAGCACGUAGUAUCUCCUCCCACCGACCAGGACCCGGGUCUGGUGUGCCGGGGAUAACCCGUGCCGCCGUCCAGGUGCCAGCAGCGACGAAUCUCUGGGUUCCGAUCGCGCUAUCCUCUUCGCUAUCAUUGAUAGUAGUAGAAGUACUAGGAGCAGCAGCAACAGCAGCAACAGGAGUAAUAGUCGUAGUAGUGCUGGUGGUGAUAGCUAACGGCUCCGCGACUUGAUAUUCCCGCCGCCUUUCCCCCAGCAAUGCCCUCCUCCUCUGGAGGUUGUAGAGCUGAUGCUGGACUGUAGCGGUGUGUUCUGCCUCUGCAGCGUCUUGUAUGUGCUUUAGGACUACAUUGGAGUUUGGCAGGAGGAUGCUGUUUCCCUGGCCACUGGGGAGAGGUUGGGCGGUAGUACUACUCUGAAUGGGGAGGUUGAAGGAACGGAGAACAUGAGGAGGAACCGGAAGGGUGUUCAUCGUGUUUGGUUAUUCCCUGAGUCGGAGGGUGGGAGUGAGGAGAGAGAGCUUGCUUGCUCCCUGAUACUUGAGAAUGCUACAUGUGCUGGAGGGGAUAAAUGGGCGGAUAUUUAUAGAGUGUGAUGAUAUAGAAGUACGGUGGUAUGUAUAAAUAGUACAUGUACAUGUGCUCUCCCAAGGAUCGGGGAACGUUUUGGGUAUGGGUAUGGCCGCCCGCAGCCGAUUCUACAAUUAAUUCCCCUUCCUUAGGUAUGUAUGUACACGUACAUGGAUAAGACUUCAGUGCAUAGAGCUCUACCUGUGCCAACCUCGAUAAACUUUUUGGGGCUGGCUUGUCGAGAUGGUGGAGUGCACAUCCUGGUGGACCAAAUUACAUCAUAAAUCCGCGGGGGAGUGUAUCUUUAUCCUGCACGACAGGUGGACAGGUUUUCCAUUAGCUAGCUGCCUGUAAGAAUCAGGACAUACAUUAUAUAGGCUUUGCAAGGGAUUUCAAUGCUGCCUUCAAUGCUGCCACCAGGUUCCGCCGGCCAUAAUAACGGAUAGGGUCGAAACCGAGGCUGGCACGCAGUUGGAUUGUUGAAAGGGCCUCAGCAGUCAGUCGGCAUGCCAGCCAACUACCAAUCAUGUGCUUAAUUGAAUUAUGGGAUAUCUGGAUUGCUUUCAACCGAUGUGAGGGAUAGAAGGGAGUUCUGUUUUCCUUGCUGGCAAGUAAUCUGUACGGCUGUGGAGGUUCAGGGGUUAGCCAGUUCCCUGUUUGAGAGUGAUAACAUAUAGCUCAUUGACCACUCAGAUCUCAUGAGACUGGAAUUUUAGGAACGUACUUUAUAAUCGAUCUAGAAAAGUAAACCUGAAGAAAUAAACAGAAAUAGGGACAAAAAGGUAAACGGGG